Messenger RNA from Mucor velutinosus, 1743 nucleotides. RefSeq names its product ribosomal protein P0 (A0) (L10E). Gene Ontology annotation, biological process: ammonium transmembrane transport. Gene Ontology annotation, molecular function: ammonium channel activity. Lineage: Eukaryota; Fungi; Mucoromycota; Mucoromycetes; Mucorales; Mucoraceae. The coding region runs from base 1 to 1743 and encodes 580 amino acids. The record is from RefSeq and is a predicted model, not a curated record. The transcript is spliced from 12 exons. Gene Ontology annotation, cellular component: plasma membrane.
AUGCCUGAUAACUCGACAUUGGCUGGACCUGAAGGAUCUCACACAUCAUAUACCAUUGAUGCAGGAGACACAGCUUGGGUCAUGAUUUGCGCCUGUUUAGUUUUCUUGAUGUCGCCAGCACUUGGCUUCUUCUAUGCUGGUCUUGCUCGUGCAAAGAAUGCAUUGUCAUUGAUGUACUUGACAAUUCUAUCGGUUGCUGUGGUUUCAUUUCAGUGGUACCUCAUUGGAUAUUCGCUCACUUUCUCGGCAACUGGUAGCAGAUUUAUUGGCGAUUCCGCACACUUUUUAUUGCGAGGUGUUGGCAUAGAACCAGCAGCAGAAGGACAGACUAUUCCUGCCUCUGCAUUCAUGAUCUUUCAAACCAUGUUUGCUGCCGUCACUCCAGCUUUGGCCUUUGGAUCGGCAGCCGAACGUAUGUCGCUUGGUCCUGCAAUUUUGUUUAUCUUUGUUUGGACAACUUUAGUUUAUGAUGUCAUUACAAACUGGGUUUGGGCGAGCACUGGUUGGCUCUUCCAAAUGGGCAUCAUGGAUUAUGCCGGCGGUAUUCCAGUUCACAUCUCGAGCGGUUUAGCAGCAGUUGCAUAUGCCAUGGUCCUCGGAAAGCGUCGUGAUUAUCAUGAAAAUGUAAACACCCCUCACAAUGUGUCAUUUGUAUUUCUCGGUUUGGCUCUCAUGUGGUUUGGCUGGCUAGGAUUUAACGCGGGCAGUGCGCUUGCAGCAAAUGCUCGCAGCGUAAACUCUCUAGUUUGCACACACUUGUCAGCUUGUACUGCUGCCGUUGUCUGGGUCAUGUUGGAUUAUCUCAAAACUCGCAAAUGGAGUAUCAUCGGUCUAUGCACUGGGGCCGUUGCUGGGUUAGCUACCAUUACGCCUGGCAGUGGAUUCGUAUCACCUUCAAGCUCACUUGCUUUUGGUGCCAUUGGCUCCUUUGUUUGUUACAUUGCUAUUCAUUACAAACACAAGAUGCGUAUAGAUGAUUGUCUCGACGUCUUUGGUGUUCAUUAUGUUGGCGGCCUUGUAGGCUUAAUCUUGACGGGUAUCUUUGCUCAAAAGAGUAUUAUUGCUCUUAGUUAUCCUGUAGGCACUUUGGAUGCUGAUAUUCCUAAUGGUGGUUGGUUAGAUGGCAACUGGAUGCAAGUUCCUGUCCAGCUCGCUGGUAUUGCUGCUGUCUCUGGCUGGUCAUUUGUUGUCACUUACAUCAUCCUGCUUGUUAUCAACAGAAUUCCUUCUCUUUACCUGCGUCUAGCUGAUGAAGACGAAAUCAUUGGUACUGAUUGGGCUGAAAUGGGUGAACGUGCCUAUGCCUAUAUUCCUUUUGACGAAGAAAUGAACACACCCACACGCACAAGCAAUGACAGCAACAGUGAAACCAACGACGAAAAGAAUAACCCUCGCUUGAACAGAAUCAAAAAAUUGCUCAUGGUUGACCGCACCACUGUUAUCAAGGGCGUUCCUGAUCUCAUCGAAGAACCAGUGUUAGACUAUGGUCAAUCCAAAGAUCUGGGGGCUUAUUCUUUGGGCAAGACUACUUCUGCACAUGCUACUGGUGGUGAUCUCUUACAAAAGGCAUCCGCUAAAAUGAGAGACGAACAGCAAGAGCGCGAGCCUGUUCAUUUUGAUGAUCAUCCCAUGUCAGUCCAAUACCAGAGCAAAGGCAGCGAUGCUAUUCAAGUGGCUAGUACAAGCAGUAGCCCACCCACUUCCAGCAGCAGUAGUAACAACUCUGAUAGAACCAAAAAGUAA